This is a messenger RNA of Pongo pygmaeus (Bornean orangutan), 990 nucleotides long. RefSeq names its product hsc70-interacting protein-like. Lineage: Eukaryota; Metazoa; Chordata; Mammalia; Primates; Hominidae. Gene Ontology annotation, molecular function: Hsp70 protein binding; protein dimerization activity. The coding region runs from base 236 to 799 and encodes 187 amino acids. The transcript has a single exon. The record is from RefSeq and is a predicted model, not a curated record.
AUAAAGGGCUUUUUGCCCCCUUUGCUCAUUCUUCUUCUCCUUGCUGCUACCAUGUGAAGAAGAACAUGUUUGCUUCCCCUUCCACUAUGAUUGUAAGUUUCCUGAGACCUCCCAACCCUGCUGUACUGUGAGUCAAUUAAAACUCUUUCCUCCCCUUCUGCGUGGUCACACCGAGCCAGUGCCUGGGCCUGGAACUGGGCCACAGCUCCCCAGCUUUGCCCACCACUUCCCUACCAUGGACCCCUGCAAAGUGAACGAGCUUCGGGCCUUUGUGAAAAUGUGUAAGCAGUAUCUGAGUGUUCUGCACACCGAGGAAAUGCUCUUCCUGAGGGAGUGGGUGGAGAGCAUGGUGGGUAAAGUACCAUCUGCUUCUCAGAAAGCUAAAUCAGAAGAAAAUACCAAGGAAGAAAAACCUGAUAGUAAGAAGGUGGAGGAAGACUUAAAGGCAGACGAACCAUCAAGUGAGGAAAGUGAUCUAGAAAUUGAUAAAGAAGUUGUGAUUGAACCAGACGCUGCUGCCCCUCAAGAAAUGGGAGAUGAAAAUGCAGAGAUAAUGGAGGAGAUGAUGGAUCAGGCAAACGAUGAGAAAGUGGCUGCUAUUGAAGCCCUAAAUGAUGGUGAACUCCAGAAAGCCAUUGACUUUUUCACAGAUGCCAUCAAGCUGAAUCCUUGCUUGGCCAUUUUGUAUGCCAAGAGGGCCAGUGUCUUCGUCAAAUUACAGAAGCCAAAUGCUGCCAUCCGAGACUGUGACAGAGCCAUUGAAAUAAAUCUUGAUUCUGCUCAGCCUCACAAGUGGUGAGGGAAAGCACACAGACUUCUAGGCCACUGGAAAGAAGCAGCCCAUGAUCUUGCCCUUGCCUGUAAAUUGGAUUAUGAUGAAGAUGCUACUAGUGCAACGCUGAAAGAAGUUCAACCUAGGGCACAGAAAAUUGCAGAACAUUGGAGAAAGUAUGAGCAAAAACGUGAAAAGUGAGAGAUCAAAGAAAGAAU